Letharia columbiana is the source of this 1668-nucleotide messenger RNA. RefSeq lists its product as uncharacterized. Bases 1 to 1668 code for a protein of 555 amino acids. The transcript is spliced from 2 exons. The record is from RefSeq and is a predicted model, not a curated record. Lineage: Eukaryota; Fungi; Ascomycota; Lecanoromycetes; Lecanorales; Parmeliaceae.
AUGGCUUACAUUCCGAUUGCUAAUGACUCCAAAGGCCCUCAGACCAUAAUAGAUCCAGACGCGCUAGAGAUGAAGUUGACGCAUGCCGCUCCAUACAGAGAAGUCUCUCCAUUUGACGAAGAAUUUACCGAAGACUACAAACGCCAUGCCUACAAUUAUCAUGACACACUGAUCGAAAUGGGGGGAAGACCGACUCGGCCAGUGCUAGAGAAGCCAGCUGGGAAUGCAGUAUACGAGAAAGACGAGAUUCGCAUCAUGGAUAAUCAUGGAGGAUUUCAAGGUACCAUCGCGAUUGACGAAAACCUUACACAUCACCACUGGACUGAGGAAUGCGAUCGUUUCUACGAGGAGUUGGAACGAUGGAAGGAGUUCCGGGAUCAUCAGCGAGAUACAGAAGAUCAACCUUUGUUGAAGACCGCCAUCGACCCAGAGAAUACGGACCAGCGAUUAGUGAAGGUAUUGGUCCGAUUGAAUGACUGGCGGGAAUUUCAACAUUACCAGCAAGUGAAGGUUGGCCGUGCGGCUAUGUUGACGUGGAAAGUCACGCGAGUUCUAGAGAAGAUCGUGCGUAAAGAGGCUGUAUCUGACGAAGCUACUUCAAGCCCGAAAACCCAAUAUACAAUUGACACCUGCCUUGAUCAGCUCUUUAUACGACAACAGGGUUUAGAGACCUCGGAAAUGCAGCUCACAUGGAUCGAGAGCCAAAUUCCUGAGAUACUCUCAGAAGCUUGUGCCUCACUACAGGCUACUCUUCCUCUUCAACGACAACUUGAAAUGAAUUUAGAACAACAGGCCAAUGCUUACCACCAGGAAUUGGAGGCUUUGGAAGCCAGACCGGAUGCUUCAGUGCGGUCCCCUCACCAAUCUGCAGGCUUUGCCCAGAGGCUCUGCCAUUGGGGCUCCGAGAUUUGUCGGCUUAUGAAGGAAUUAUGGGAAUGGAAGAUCUUCUUGAGAUGGCGAAAAACCAAGCCGUAUACAUCUCAAACAGGGACCCUCGAAGAACAGGAAUCAAGUGGACGCUCAUCAGAUUUACAGAUCUGGGUAGACUACGUUGCUUAUCGACGAUACCAGCUUGACAGGACCCAAAGUUGGGUCGCAAGCUGGCAACGCCUACUGAAGUCAAACGAGGACGACAUGGAGACUGCUCCGAAAGGUGGCCUGGGGUUACUCGUCCUUCAAGAUUGCACCGCAACGGUACGAGCAAAUGUAAAGAAGUUUCAACAAGACAUUCACACCGCCGAAUUUCGACUUCGAUUGGCAGAGCAACAGUUAGCCGAGUUUUCCUCGCACGAAAGCUCUUCGGCUACAGCCCAGGUCAGGCAACAAAGCACCGGGCAUCCGCGAUUGCCGCCAAGUUCGCUAGAAUCAAAAUCACCUGAGAGUAUCCCUGGGGAUCUCAAACUCACAGACUUGGGCAGCUCCCCUACAAAAGUCCAUCGAUUGAGUGGGUCGACCAAUUCACCCAUCAGUGGGAUCCCAGGUUUGGUUCAGCCGUCGAAGGGCAAAAUCAACGAGAAACAGCCGGUCACUGUGGCCGAUGUUCUUGUUCCAGAUCAAGUCAUCCUUGAUGAUGCCAUUCAAAUUACAGAUACCGCUGAAAACUCGUAUCCACACGACGGCGUUCGGAGAACGCGAAGGAGCAAGAUCCGUAGACAUUUGGAGGAGUAG